This is a messenger RNA of Fulvia fulva, 1182 nucleotides long. RefSeq lists its product as uncharacterized. The record is from RefSeq and is a predicted model, not a curated record. The transcript has 2 exons. The coding region runs from base 1 to 1182 and encodes 393 amino acids. Lineage: Eukaryota; Fungi; Ascomycota; Dothideomycetes; Mycosphaerellales; Mycosphaerellaceae.
AUGGUGGUCAGCAUGGCAGCGGACCAAUUCGUUGACGGCGAUGGCCACAUUUCAGACGACAGUGACUUCUACGGCGACAAGGGAGUUCGACAGAAGAUGGAGAAGAAUGCCAGCCGCCCUCUGAAGCGUUGCUUUGAGCCUCCAAUUCAUCCAUCGGCCUUCAAAAAGAUCAAGUCGGUUGAGCCUAGGGAGAAACCUGCCGUGCCUGUCUCGUCACCUCCGGAGCCAAAGUGUGAGCCACCCAGUCAACAAGAUGUUCUCAGCUUCUUGAAGUCUCGACCUCAGCUGCAGAGUCUCGACAAAACGCACAAGAAGAGCUUGGACCGUCCCAAACAGGAAGGCGCUAGGACUGUUGCAGGUGAACGCACACCUGACUUCGUCAGUGUCGACCGCGCCACUGACAGAGAGGAUGAGUGGCGAUCAAACGAGACCAUCGAUGCAUUGCUUCGUCGAGUGCCCGUCGCUGAUCCAGCCACCGCCAGAGUCGGUCCUUGGCUGUGGGUUCACAGCGCAAAAGUACCUUACAAACAAGCCAAGGCGAAUCGUGACCCUGCGAACAUGACACCCUUCUCCAUGGGUGGCGAAGCGUUUGAUUUGCUUGAAGCCUGCAGUGUACAGCGUGCUGCUAUCGAACGUCAAACCCCUGGUAAAGAGGAAGGCACGAUUACUCGAAAGAUGGGACCAUAUCGUGAUCAGCUCGAGAUUGACCUUCUGAAGCUGGCUGUCGAAAGCAGUGUCACCUACGGCAAGUGGAUGUUCUUCCCGUCUAAACAAGACUUACCAGACUACUGGCGUACUAUCGCGAUCGCCACCUCAGAAGGCAAGCUUGGGCCGACAUCGAAGGUAGGAACUUACGACGACGACGAGCCGAGCACUCUCAUUUGUGUCUACACCUACGACUUUUCUGACACCGACGACGUUCGACGAGUCCUCAACGAGCUCAACGAUCUCGGACUGGUCGCCCGCAACGGCAGGCCAAUACACUACAAAUGUGAUGCAUACACUUACCUUGGCAUCACGUCCAGCAAUCCUUACAAGCUGAAAGCAAGCCUGUACUCGAGCAAGGAGCUGCUGCAGAACGAGGUCAAGGCGCUGAAGGAUGGAUCGGUCGCACGUUUGAAGAAGAGAAAUAGGAAGAUGGAUGAGUUCUAUGAUCUCGUUGAAGGGGAUGAUAUCUCUUAG